UCCUUCUCUUCCUCCUCCGCCUCCGCCCGCCUCCCGCGGUGGCGGCGCGGCCAUGCAGCAGUACUUUUCCCUGGCCGACUGCGAGGUGAUGGGCUUCGAUCUGGAUCACACGCUGUGCCGUUACCACCUCCCGCAGAGCGCGACGCUAAUAUAUGAUAGUUUUGCUCAGUAUCUGGUAACGGAGAAGGGUUACGACAAAGACUUGCUGACUCUAAAUCCAGAAAGCUUAGACUUCUGUUGUAAAGGCUUGGCAUUGGACUUUGAAGAUGGAAACUUCCUGAAGCUCGCGGAAGACGGAACAGUUUUGAGGGCAAGCCAUGGCACUAGGAGUAUGACAUCUGAAGAGAUCCUGGAGAUUUAUGGAAGGAGGGAAUGGAAACAUUUUAGUACAGUCAGUGGAAUGCUUUCCCGCUCAGCCAAAUACUAUCUGUAUGAUAAUUAUUUUGAUCUACCAGGAGCCCUCCUGUGUGCAAGGGUUGUGGACAGUUUAGAUCAGCAUGAUGGUCAGAAAAAAUAUGACUUCUGGAAGGACAUGGUGGCUGCUAUCCAACAUAAUUAUAAAAUAUCAGCUUUUAAAGAGGACUGUGGGACAUAUUUCCCAGAAGUGAAAAAUCAUCCAGAAAAAUACUUACGAAGAUGUCCCAAUUCUGUAAAAAAGUGGCUGAAACAACUGAAGAGUGCUGGGAAGAUUCUGCUAUUAAUUACCAGUUCUCACAGUGAUUAUUGCAGGCUCCUGUGUGAAUAUAUUCUUGGAAAUGAUUUUGAAGAAUAUUUUGAUGUUGUGAUCACAAAUGCUUUGAAACCUGGCUUUUUCUCCCAUACUCCAAACCAAAGACCUUUCCGAACUCUUGAAAAUGAUGAAGAGCAAGAGGCUCUGUUAUCACUGGACAAGCCCGGCUGGUAUUCCCAAGGUAAUGCUAUCCAUCUUUAUGAACUACUGAAGAAGAUGACUGGAAAGUUGGACCCCAAGGUUGUUUAUUUUGGUGACAGUAUGCACUCAGAUAUUUUCCCAGCUCGUCACUAUAGCAACUGGGAAACUGUCUUCAUCUUGGAGGAGCUUCUAGGGGACAAAGUUAUGGUGCCUACAGAGACUGAAUCUGAGCCCUUGGAGAAGAAAGGAAAAUAUGAGGGAUAUCAGCCCAAAAUUCCCUACUGUGUAUCUGAGCAGUGGGGUUCUUUCUUCGUGGACAGACUACCAGGUCUGGAAAAUGCAGAGGAAACUUUAGUUCGUACAUGGUCCUGUAAAUGCAUUAGUACUUACAGCACUAUUGCAAUCCCUAGUCUUGAAGCAAUUGCAGAUUUACCGCUGGAUUAUAGAUUUACACGAUUUUCCUCAAAUAGCUCAGCAAUUGCUGGGUACUACCCAAGCCCUCCAAGAGCACUGCUGCCAAGUGAGGAAUCAGUGACUAUGAAAUAGGUUUUUGGCUUUUCCUUCAAUAACCCUGUGAUCCUUUCUUAACUGCUGUUAAAUGCUAAUUGGUGAAAAUGCUGUUUGAUGCUUCAUAAAAUAGAAUGAUGAAUUAAAGCAGA
Centrocercus urophasianus (Greater sage-grouse) is the source of this 1530-nucleotide messenger RNA. RefSeq names its product 5'-nucleotidase domain containing 1 (gene NT5DC1). Lineage: Eukaryota; Metazoa; Chordata; Aves; Galliformes; Phasianidae. Gene Ontology annotation, molecular function: 5'-nucleotidase activity. The transcript is spliced from 12 exons. The record is from RefSeq and is a predicted model, not a curated record. Bases 53 to 1417 code for a protein of 454 amino acids.